Molecule: messenger RNA, 264 nt
Organism: Sphaeroforma arctica JP610
Lineage: Eukaryota; Ichthyosporea; Ichthyophonida
Exons: 2
Coding region: 1-264 (87 amino acids)
Source: RefSeq, a predicted model, not a curated record
AUGUCUGAGGUGUGCUUCGUGUUGCAAUCGGUGGGGUGUCUGGUAGACUCACUGAUUGAUAAGAGGAGAAAGAGAGCUGGUAGCGAUAACAGCUUGGAUGAUGAGUGUGCAAUUGAGACAAGACAGCAUGAACAAGCCUUAUUCGAGGUACUAUAUCCUCGGCUGGUCGACUGCAUCGACACCACUGAUGGGAGUGUGCGGUUGGGCUUAAAGGAUGUGCUCAAACGGAUAGGGAGCUUGGUGUCAAUCUGCUGCGGACAAUAG